Messenger RNA from Staurois parvus, 337 nucleotides. Lineage: Eukaryota; Metazoa; Chordata; Amphibia; Anura; Ranidae. The record is from the annotation of a GenBank genome assembly.
UCAAUUCUGCAAGCAGUUCUAAUUUACUAUCGCUGUUCUCUAGCUGGUCUAAAACCGCUUUUGACCUAAAGGGACGCUUUUUGGACUCCAUGGACGUUUCUCAGUUUCCAGGCAGAAAGAACAGUAAAAAUGCAGGCAGGGCACAGGACAAAGCACUAGGGACAAUAUGUAUGUGAAAUGGUUUGAUACAGUAAUGUCUUACUAUGUGAUUUUAGUGAAAUUUUCAAAUUUCCCAGCGUUCCGUCCCCGUACAUCCCGACAUCACAGGGAACGGAACCCAGAAGACGGAUGCCGGCAUCGGCCAGAGGACAUUGCCGGGGACACUGCAGGAGGGACA